This is a messenger RNA of Prunus dulcis (almond), 6142 nucleotides long. RefSeq names its product DNA-directed RNA polymerase V subunit 1-like. Lineage: Eukaryota; Viridiplantae; Streptophyta; Magnoliopsida; Rosales; Rosaceae. Gene Ontology annotation, biological process: DNA-templated transcription. The record is from RefSeq and is a predicted model, not a curated record. Gene Ontology annotation, cellular component: RNA polymerase II, core complex. Gene Ontology annotation, molecular function: DNA binding.
AAAAAGAAAAGCCAGAAAUUCCAAAAUUCCCUUCUUCAUGCAAAACUCAUUUCACUCUCUCCAUCUCACUCUCUGGAUCAUCAGAGUCUGUAAAGAGGAGUGAAAGUGACAGCAGAAGACCACACGGCGUCGUUUUUGUAAUUUGUCACUGGCUUAAAUUUAGGGUUUUGGGGUCAAACCCGCAGUGCCAGAGUGCGGAAGAAGCGAAACGUUGUGGUUUCUUUUGUGUUUGGUGUCUGAGAAAGUUGUAUCUUAAGGUUUCUUUAAAGGAAAUGGAGGAAGCCUCUUCCUCAACUAUUUUAGAGGGGGAGAUAACUGGAAUCAAAUUUGGUUUGGCAACUCAUCAAGAAAUCUGUACAGCAUCUAUCAGCAAUUGCGCUAUCAGCCAUGCAAGUCAGCUUUCCAACCCAUUCCUUGGCCUGCCCCUUGAGUUUGGGAAGUGUGAAUCUUGUGGCACUUCUGAAGCUGGGAAGUGUGAAGGUCAUUUCGGGUAUAUUGAGUUACCAAUACCAAUAUUUCAUCCUAAUCAUGUGAGCGAAUUGAAGCGGAUGCUGAGCUUAUUGUGCUUGAAAUGCUUGAAAAUGAAAAAGAACAAGUUUCCAACCAAGAAUGCUGGCUUAGCAGAGAGAAUGCUAUCUUCAUGUUGUGAGGAUGCUUCACAAGUGUCUAUUGGAGAGAUUAAACCAACAGAUGGUUCUUGUUCCUUGCAAUUGAAGCGGCCUUCAAAAUCAAGAACACCACCUGGUUUCUGGAAUUUCCUUGAACGAUAUGGUUUUCGUUAUGGUGAUGGCCACAUACGAACUUUGCUUCCUUGUGAGGUGAUGGAGAUGCUGAAAAGAAUCCCUCAAGAGACCAGGAAGAAACUUGCCGCUAAAGGCUAUUUUCCUCAAGAUGGAUACAUCUUGUCUCAAAUACCUGUCCCUCCAAACUGUUUGUCUGUACCUGAAAUUUCUGAUGGUGUUAGUGUUAUGUCUGCGGAUCCUUCAAUAUCAAUGCUAAAAAAGGUUCUAAAGCAAGUUGAAAUCAUAAGAAGUUCAAGGUCUGGUAUACCGAAUUUUGAAUCUCAGAUUGUUGAAGCGAAUGAAUUGCAAGCAAUAAUUGAUCAGUAUCUUCAAGUUAGGGGUACUGGAAAGCCAUCACGCGAUAUUGAUGCAAGGUUUGGGGUAAACAAGGAGCUUAAUGCCUCUUCAACAAAAGCAUGGCUUGAAAAGAUGAGGACAUUGUUCAUCAGAAAGGGUUCAGGCUUCUCUUCCCGUUCAGUGAUUACUGGGGAUGCAUUUAGAAGGGUGAAUGAAGUUGGCAUCCCAUAUGAAAUUGCUCAAAGAAUCACAUUUGAAGAGAAGGUUAAUGAUCAUAACAUUAGGUAUCUACAAGAGCUGGUAGAUAGCAAGUUGUGCCUAACCUAUAAGGAUGGUUCAUCAACAUACUCACUCAGGGAAGGUUCAAAGGGGCAUACAUUUCUGAGGCCUGGUCAAGUGGUGCAUCGGAGGAUAAUGGACGGGGAUCUUGUUUUUGUAAAUAGGCCCCCAACCACCCAUAAACAUUCACUGCAAGCACUCCAAGUGUAUGUGCACGAUGACCAUGUGGUGAAAAUCAACCCUCUCAUUUGUGGGCCACUUAGUGCCGACUUUGAUGGUGAUUGCAUCCACCUGUUCUAUCCCCAGUCGCUUGCUGCAAAGGCAGAAGUCUUGGAGCUUUUUUCAGUGGAGAAGCAGCUGCUUAGCUCUCAUAGUGGAAAGCCAAAUUUGCAAUUGGCCACUGAUGCACUUUUGUCAUUAAAGAUGAUGUUCAAGAAAUAUUUUUUGGACAAAGCAGCAGCACAGCAACUGGCCAUGUUUGCAUCAUCUUCAUUGCCACGACCGGCUUUACUGAAAGCAAAUUCUGCUCAUUCAUAUUGGACUGCUUUUCAGAUAUUACAGACUGCAUUGCCAGCUCACUUCGACUGCAGUGGCGACAACUACUUGGUCAACAAAAGUGAGAUACUGAAUAUUGAUUUUAGCACAAGUUCUGUUGCAGCUGUGAUGAAUGACAUUGCUACCUCUGUUUUCUUUGAGAAAGGUGGUGAAGAUGUUCUGAAAUUCUUUGAUUCUCUACAGCCCCUGCUGAUGGAGAAUUUAUUUUCAGAAGGGUUUAGUGUUGGUUUGGAAGAUUUUUACAUGUCCAGGACAUCCAUACAAGACAUUCAGAAGAAUAUUCAGGAUAGUUCUGAUUUGUUGUAUCAUUUGAGGUCAACAUACAAUGAGUUUGUAGAGUUUCAAUUGCAGAAUCGCAUCAGAAGUGUGAAAGUACCAGUUUCACAUUUUAUCUUGGAGUCAUCAGCAUUGGGUGAUUUAAUCGACUCCAAGAGUGAUUCAGCCAUUAACAAAAUUGUUCAACAAAUUGGGUUCCUAGGCCUGCAACUUUCUGAUAAAGGAAGAUUCUACUCUAAGACAUUGGUUGAGGAUGUGGCCUCUCUCUGUCAUAGUAAAUAUCCUUCUGACAUUGAUUAUCCCUCUGCCGAAUAUGGACUAGUUCAAAGCUGUUUUUUUCAUGGGUUAGAUCCAUAUGAGGCGAUAGUUCACUCCAUUGCUACACGAGAGGUGAUUGUUCGGUCCUCAAGAGGAUUGUCUGAACCUGGGACUCUAUUUAAAAAUUUAAUGGCCAUUCUUCGCGAUGUUGUUAUUUGCUAUGAUGGCACCGUCAGAAAUGUCUGUAGCAACUCAAUAAUCCAAUUUGAGUAUGGAGUCAAAACUGGAUCUAGGCCCCAGCAUUUAUUCCCUGCUGGUGAACCUGUUGGUGUGUUAGCUGCAACUGCAAUGUCAAAUCCUGCGUAUAAGGCAGUUCUGGAUUCUACCCCAAGCAGCAACUCUUCAUGGGAGCUGAUGAAGGAAAUUCUGCUUUGCAAAGUCAAUUUUAAGAAUGAGCUCAUUGAUCGCCGUGUAAUUUUGUACUUGAAUAACUGUGGUUGUGGAAGAAAGUACUGCCGAGAACGUGCAGCAUGUUUGGUUAAGAAUCAGUUGAAGAAAGUCAGUCUUAAAGAUACUGCAGUUGAAUUUAUGAUUGAAUAUAACAAUCAGCUUUCUGGUUUGGGAAGUCUGAUAAAUGAUGCAGGCCUUGUUGGUCAUAUUCAUCUCAAUGAGGAUAUGUUACGAGAGUUAAACAUUGGUGUUCACGAUAUUCUUCAAAAAUGCCAAGAAACUAUUAAUUCAUUUCGGAGGAAGAAAGUUGGAAAAAAGAAGUUCAACAUUGGUUAUCAUUUUAAAAAUACAGUUUUGUUUGCCAGUGAACAUUGCUCCUUUCAUCAUUCCUCUGCAGAAAAAAGAUCCGACUCCCCAUGCUUGAUGUUCUUCCUUCAAGCAACUGAUGAUUUGGAGACCACUACCACUUUGCAAUACUAUGCGGACUUGAUUUGCCCUGUUCUUUUAGAAACAAUAAUAAAAGGUGACCCUCGUAUUGGCUCAGCCAAUAUCAUUUGGAUUGAUCCAGAUACAACAACUUGGAUUAGAAGCCCAAACAAAUCUCAGAAGGGUGAAUGGGCCUUGGAUAUUGUUCUGGAGAAAUCGGUCAUCAAGCAAAGUGGUGAUGCAUGGAGAACAGUGCUCGACUCUUGCCUUCCAGUGCUUCACCUAAUUGACACCACGCGUUCCAUCCCGUAUGCCAUCAAACAAAUUCAAGAAUUGUUGGGGGUGUCUUGUGCGUUUGAUCAAGCAGUUCAGCGCCUCUCAACGGCAGUGACAAUGGUGGCAAAAGGUGUUCUGAAAGAGCAUCUUAUCCUCCUGGCAAAUAGCAUGACAUGUGCAGGAAAUUUCGUGGGAUUCAAUUCAAGUGGGUACAAAGCACUAUCUCGGGCAUUGAAUAUUCAAGUACCAUUUACAGAAGCAACUCUCUUUACACCAAGAAAGUGUUUUGAGAGAGCAGCUGAAAAGUGCCACAUGGAUUCGUUGGCAAGCAUAGUUGCGUCAUGUUCCUGGGGUAAACAUGUUGCUGUGGGUACUGGCGCGAGGUUUGAUGUCCUGUGGGACAGAAGAGAGGUAGAAUUGACUCAAGAGGGUGGACUUGAUGUUUUCAACUUUCUGCAUAUGGUGAGCACUGCAAACGUAGAAGAAGCAACUACAGGAGCUCUCGGUGCAGAAGUUGAUGAUCUAAUGCUAGUUGAUGAAAUGGCAGAUUCAAGCUUCUCGCCAGAACUCAACUCCAGCUUUGAUAGGCCUGUCUUCGAAGAUCUUGUUGAAUUUGAUGAUAAAUUAGGAGAUCUUCCCGAAAAAUCAAACUGGGAAAAGGAUUCCUCCUUCCACACUGAUUCUAAUGGGGGGAAAGACUGGAGCAUCGACAAAAAUGUGGGAACUGUGGCAGUACCUGACGUUUGGUCAAGCUGGGGUACAGAGAAAGGGAAAACACAAGAUAGCAACUCAGCAGAAGCCCAGUUGGAUUCCAAGAAAUCCAGUGUUUUGGAUACCUCGUCUGCGUGGGGGAAAAAUCCAGCAAAAGAAAAUACGACAUCUACAUGGGGGACAACUACGGCAAGUGAAAAUGAUUGGUGUGGUAGAGGGGUAGGUGAGGAUGAUUCUGUAAGCUUGUCUGGGAAGAAAUCUGGUGUUUUGAAUACCUCAUCUGCGUGGGCGACAAGUGCUGCCAGAGAAGAUGCUGCAUCUGCCUGGGGAACAAAUCCAGCAAAAGAAAAUACCACAUCUACAUGGGGCACAACUACGGCAAGUGAAAAUGAUUGGUGUGGUAGAGGGGUAGGUCAGGAUGAUUCUGCAAGCUUGUCUGUGAAGAAAUCCAGUGUUUUGGAUACCUCGUCUGCGUGGGCAACAAAUACUGCCAGAGAAGAUGCUGCAUCUGCCUGGGGGAAACAGCCAGUGAAAGAAAAUGCCACAUCUACAUGGGGCACAACUAUGGCAAGUGAAAAUGAUUGGUGUGGUAGAGGAGUAGGUCAUGAUGAUUCUGCAAGCUUGUCUGGGAAGAAAUCCGGUGUUUUAAAUACCUCAUCUGUGUGGGCGACAAAUACUGCCAGAGAAGAUGCUACAUCUGCCUGGGGGGAAAAUCCAGCAAAAGAAAAUACCACAUCUACAUGGGGGACAACUACGGAAAGUGAAAAUGAUUGGUGUGGUAGAGAGGCAGGUAAAGUUGAACCAGUAGACUUCCAGCCUACAAAACCCCAGGAUGAUUCUGCAAGCUUGUCUGGGUGGGAUUCACCUACCAGAGAUGGGAAUUCUGGUGAACGAAAUCAUCAGUGGGGACAGCAUCGUGGAGACCAAACAAAGAAAAGUCGUUUUGAAGGUGCAAAGAAUUGGGUUUCAAGUCCUGGGGAAUGGAAGAAUAAGAACCGUCCUCCUAAGUCGCCUGGAAUGGUGAAUGACAAUUCUACCAUGGGUGCAUUAUAUACUGUAACAAGACACAGAUUGGAUAUGUUCACUUCCGAGGAGCAUGUUCUUUCUAAUAUUGAGCCAGUUAUGCGCUCCCUCCGGAUAAUGCAUCAAUCUGGGUACAAUGAUGGGGAUCCACUGUCAGGUGACGAUCAAUCGUUUGUACUUGAUAAUGUCUUCAAUUACCACCCGGAUAAAGCAGCUAAAAUGGGUUGUGGAAUUGAUCAUCUCACAGUUAAUAGGCAUGGUAGUUUCCAGGACAGCAGAUGCUUCUUUGUUGUGUCAACAGAUGGUCGUACGGAAGAUUUUUCAUAUAGGAAAUGCCUGGACAAUUACAUAAGGGAAAAAUUCCCUGAUCUUGCUGAAACUUUCAUUGGCAAGUAUUUCUCUAGGAGAGGGAAUCGAGAGCGGAACCCAACUCUAAUUCAAACCCCUACUCUAAGUCAAACCUCCACUCCAGAGCAAACUGAGAAUGCGGAGAUGCAGUAGAACAUUUCUAUUUCCUGGGCAUGUGUCAUUUUGAGAUUCUCAUGUAAUUAGGUGUAAACAUUCUGCUCCUCUGUUUUUUGAUUUGUAUAUAUUAGGCAGUUGUUAGCAGCUCCUGACAAACUCAGUUUGUUUUCUUUUUUCUUUUUCUGGGUUUGAUCUUAGAGCAUUUUAGUUAACCUGUUGGUCGCUACUGGAUAAGGUUAAACUAAACCCUUAAUUGGGAGAUGUUGCAGGUAAAAAAUCAAUUAUCGAUGAAAUGCAGAAGCGUUACCAAUAUCAUUCAUCGGUGGCUUCUAUUUCUUUGUUAA